Vigna unguiculata (cowpea) is the source of this 1110-nucleotide messenger RNA. RefSeq names its product mitotic-spindle organizing protein 1A-like. The record is from RefSeq and is a predicted model, not a curated record. NCBI's taxonomy places the organism in Eukaryota, Viridiplantae, Streptophyta, Magnoliopsida, Fabales, Fabaceae. Gene Ontology annotation, cellular component: interphase microtubule organizing center; gamma-tubulin ring complex; spindle. Gene Ontology annotation, biological process: gamma-tubulin complex localization; microtubule nucleation by interphase microtubule organizing center; mitotic spindle assembly.
GGACCAGGCCUGGCCCAUAUAAAAAAAACAGGCCGGGACGGAGAAUGUAAUCUGUCAGCCCGCCAACCCGGUGCGCAGGCCACAACCGGCCAGCCGGUGGCCCGCUCUGACUUAAAAAAAUAAUGUGUCACUGCAAGUGAGUGCACCACGAACAACUCUACAGAAGCCACGACACGAGUCUUUCUUCUCUCACGAACAACACUCUCAUUCUCCUCCGUCUUCUUCUCGUUGACAGCUAGCCACCGUUCACCGCCACAGUCGACGGCGACGAACGCAGCACAGACGGCGACUGGACGCAGCGACCAACCACACAAUUUGAAGCAGCACCACGCAAGGACGCGCCCGCCGCGACGGACAGCGGCGAUUCCGUCGAAGGGCGACCACCACGAACAGGUGUUGUUGUGAUUGAUUGAUGUUGCCCUAAUUGGUGCUGCUGUAAUUGUUGUUGAAGUUGCCCUAAUUUCGAUAAUAGCUUAAAAAGUAUGGAUCCGGAGGCUGCUCGAGCUGCACGAGAAUCUCUAGACCUGGCUUUCCAUAUGUCCAAUAUACUUGACACGGGUCUAGACCGUCACACACUUUCUGUUCUAAUUGCACUUUGUGAUCUUGGAGUCAAUCCUGAAGCACUUGCUGCUGUUGUCAAGGAACUAAGAAAAGAGAAGCCCUCGUUAUCAUCAUCACUUCCUGAGGCUCCUUCUUUUCCAUAAAUAAAUGGUUCUUUUUGUUAGAUCUCUUCUAUGUGUGCUGAAGUUCUUUGAUCCAUCCUGUUUGUGUGUUCCUCAUCUGGUUCAUUGAAUUGCUUCUUGUUCUGUUGUAUGAGUAGUGGCAUUGUUUUAGUACAAGGUUGAUGGGUUGCAAAUAGAAACUCAUUUGAAGGUUUAUCUUUGAGAUAAAAUUUUCACUUGGCUAAAAGAGUGGCCUCCCUUCAUGCACACAGAUCUUGACACAUUCCAUUUUCUGGAGCAACCUUUAUUGGUUCACAAAUCUUAUGUUGCUAACCUCCCGAUCAACAUUAAAGAAAAAUAAAAGACAAGCAUAAUGUGGUAAGGCAGGUCUUUUUUUUUUUUUUCUUUCGGGGCACUUUUCUUUAUCACUGAAUCAGAUUACAUCAUU